Molecule: messenger RNA, 3234 nt
Organism: Echinostoma caproni
Lineage: Eukaryota; Metazoa; Platyhelminthes; Trematoda; Plagiorchiida; Echinostomatidae
Source: the annotation of a GenBank genome assembly
AUGGAUUCUGUCAAUGAGCACGCCAUAGAUGCCGAAUAUGACCAGACCGCAUGUAACCGAUUCGUCACGGACAGACCGACCUCAAACAACAAGCCGCCCUUGCCGCAGCCCUUGAGGCGCUCCGUUGACUUCGGUAGCGUUAGAGAGAGUCUGGAAACGGAGGAAGAUGAGUUGCGGAUGUACAGUGAUUCACCAAACGAGGAUUUUCAUGCCUCGAACGGGUUUAAUCGUACUAUUCGAAUCAAGGAUGGGAUAAGAAAAUCGCUUAAUCGUGUGCAGUCUGUCUUGGAUCGAGCACAGACCAACAACUGUGAUCAUGGGAAAACGAAUCGCGGACUAGAUUCACCGGGUUUGUCCAGAUCCCCCUCCACUCCGGAAUUGAGAGACUCACAGAAUCUUUUAGAUUCGGUUUUGGACUCCGAGCGACAGCGCAGCCUGUCUGAGCAAUGCUUGCGCAUGGAUCUACUACCCGUACGAGCGUUAGGUUCGACGGAUUACCUUACCACGAAUAGUCCGCUCGUGGGCCGUGUGCAACCGGGACUGGCGGCUCUCUCAUGCCCCGGAAACGGCUCGCUUGUUGGCACCACAGACGAUAUUGCCGCGGUGGCGGCGGCGAAACCGUGUGAUACAAACAAGCAUUCCGUGAAUUGUGAUCGAAGAGAAAGAUUGAUCGAUUAUGGUCGAUCUGGGCGAACGGGUUCUGGUGAUCGAUCUCGAGAACGAUCCCGGAAGAGCAGUACACACCGAGCCGAAAUACCAGCCGUGAUCGGCCCAGACGGUAUGCUACUUCAAGGGGUGAGGCUUUAUGCUCGCGGUCUCCAAUUGACAUGGGAGUGUUAUCAACUAAUUGCACAAGCACAAACAGAUCUCGUCGAUCGAUCGUUUGUUCGUCCCGGUGUGGUCAAUUUGAAUGCAUGUGCCACACAGGGCAAACCACUGUUCAGUGUGCGAUCUGCCACCCAAAUCAGUCGUAGCACAUCUCGUUCGAAGAGUCGUAGCGCGAGUCGCCCGCGGGAUGCGUUACGGCGAUCACGGUCCAGAUCAGCCUCACCCCAUCUACGUCACUCGCAAUCGACGGGGCAAAGAAAAUCAGAACAUCCUUUGGCUCUCACUCUAGAAGUUUCUGUUCCAAUUCAGACUGCGAGUGAAACAUCAUCACCGACCAAUUGGAUGACCACAAGCCUCGAAUUUCACAAAGAUUCCUCCAGAUCACGUGAUCCACAGGUUCCGGAUUUUGUCGGCUCCGGUCGGAAACACCGAUCGGUUCGGUUUAAGCCCACGCAUCACAGGCUACUCCAGCCGAUUGCCCAGCUAGCCAUGAACGAUGCCGUGCAUUCGCACAAGUCCCCUGACGAAUACACACGCUUUCGUCUGUUCACCCGAACGUUUGCAGAACUGGCCGAACUGCCACCGCAUACACCCGACCCUUCACAGACAGCCGGCCCCGCCAUAGAUCUGAUCGGUUUGAACAAUUUAACUUUGGACGAAUUGAAGUUGGCCAUAUCCACUAAAACGUAUUGGCGUUCCAGUCCAAGGGCUCGACUCUUUGUCCACCUAUUCCAACCGGGCAGUGGACCAGUCGCUCAGCCCGAACGUAGCGGGUCACCCAGAUCAGCAUCUGGCCUGAUUCGUGCUCGCCUUGAGAUCGAGGUUGAACCGAUCUGGCGACCAGCCUCCCGAAAUCCGGCAUCUCAUUGGCGCUACCAACCCGAUCCACAGCGUAAACCCUGUCCGAUGCACACGUCUACCAUCGCUCCCAUCGCAUUAGAGACGCUCUUAUCUAUUUCUCAUGGACGCCGUCUUCAUUUGUUCGGACCGGAAGCAAACAGGAGUGCGAAAACUCCCCUGCAUGCCUCUCAGACCUGCGGACCGCUUGCCUCAAUCAACACUGGUCCAGUGUCCACGAAAUUCACCCCACCGAAGUCAAUCGGGGCUAGUGUGCCAGUUGAACACACCUAUCUAAUCAUCCGCUUACCUUGGUGCCAAACCACUAAUCCAAAGAGCUCGGGCGUUGGUGUAGCUUCACAUCCGUGUCGAUUCAAUUCGGCGGUCGCUUGGAUGGGUGGUUCAUGCCCGUCGUACAAAUUUGCUCUGCGCACACCGUGUGUUUUGGACGCGGAGAUGUUGACUCGUCUGUCCCGUUCGUUUGCUGUGAUCGAGGUGUGGGUUAAAAUGACCACUGGACAGCCAGACGCACUGCUAGGUCUGGCCAAAAUUCCCACCGACACACUGGUCACUGUUUUCGCGUUUGUGGACGCCAGAACCGGUGGGAUCAACAUGCACUCGGAUGAGAUUAUCACGGCUCUGAUGACUUCCAUGCGUCCAGUUAUUGUGUCCGAUACUUGGCAACCGGUUAUUGAUCCAUUCUCCGGCGCGGAACAAGGUCAACUUCGUAUCCGACUGGCUGUGGGUACCAGUUCGCAGAUUGAGAGCCUUCAUUUCGGUGCUGACUCAUCGGCUCCAGAGGAUGGACCUCAUUCGGGUAGAGGACAGGGCACCGGUUGGCAAGCGUUAGAUCUGAUUCGGUGGCCUGAAAACCAAUCUGGCCAAGAUCAGAAUCAGAACCAGUAUGGCACACAGUGUCAUUCCCUGUCUCGUCAUCGUACACCAGUUCAAUUGUUGAUGGCCUCCAGUUUGGAAGCCCUGACCGGUGCUCAACAGCUCAACAGAGUUUCGCAGUCCCCUCUUGUCUCCUGUGAGUUUUCCAUUUCUACUCACUCCGGUCGUAAGCAAACCGGAUCACACACUAAACUUGGCUCGUCAAAUCCAGAUUUUCUGUCCUACUGGAACCGAACACAUCAGCUCAGUUUUUGUUUGCGUCAAACCUCCGACCGAACUUCGCGACAUGAAUCGCAUAAGACCGUAUCGGACCAUGUGGGUAUCGCACAACAUCACGGAUUUGUCCAAUGGUUGCUUGACGUUCUCUCACAGGAUUGGUCGGAGGAAGCCCAAAUGAAUUGGCCUCGGGGUAUACCACUGGAACUUUGGUUGCGUAUCUAUUCUCCCAACUUGCGUGAUUGUCUGGUCGCUCGUGGUUGGAUUAGUGCGGAUCUGUUGAAUCAGCUCGUUCGACAACAAUCGAUCGAUGCGGAAUCCCAGUUACGAUGCACCAUCCCGUUGAGAGACUUGCACACAGAACGAGUCAACGGAAGUUUGGAUAUUCGUUUGACCUACAGAUUUGCACUGAUCAUGAUCAUGGUACGUAGUGAAUUCAUUGAUAUGUACGAAGAUUGA